Molecule: messenger RNA, 2027 nt
Organism: Cuscuta campestris
Lineage: Eukaryota; Viridiplantae; Streptophyta; Magnoliopsida; Solanales; Convolvulaceae
Source: the annotation of a GenBank genome assembly
AUUAAUCAAUGGAGGAAGAGGAGUUUUCCAAAUCCAAAAUCUAAAGAUGAACGACGAAGGACGAUCACUAUCAGUCUAUCAACAUCAUCAUCAGAUCACAGCUGGGACGCUGCUCCGCAAAUACGAAGAGGAAGCCCUUUUGCCGACAAUCUACUUUGAUUUCUUCGCUCCGAGCAGAGGAAAGUCCCGUUUCUGCAAUUUCCCCGAUCGGAAAUGGUUGGAUCCCAUGAGACCUGGCCUUCUCGAUCCAUGUUGGACAAAGUAAGACAGAAGGUUGUGGAAAUGUCGGGCAGAGAUGGGGACGAAGUAAGGUUUGCCGUGUCACCUUAUAGGAUUUGUCCACUGGGAGCUCACAUAGACCAUCAGGGUGGGACUGUUACGGCUAUGACAAUCAACCACGGCAUAUUACUUGGUUUUGUUCCCUCUAGCGAUGCCCAGGUCUAUCUACAAUCUGGACAGUUCAAAGGAGAAGUAAGAAUCAGGGUUGAUGAGGUUCAAAUCCCCAUUCAUCUUUCCAAAACAAAUGGUAUUAAUGGUGCAAAGGAUUUAUCAAAACCCGAGCUUGAAGAAGCCAAGUGGGGAAACUAUGUCCGAGGUGCUUUAUAUGCGUUACAAAAGAAAGGAAACCGUCUGGAUAAGGGCAUCACUGGUUUUAUAUGUGGUUCUGAAGGUCUUGACAGUUCAGGUCUCAGUUCUUCUGCAGCAGUUGGUGUAGCAUAUUUGUUGGCUCUAGAAAAUGCAAAUAAUAUCUGUGUGUCCCCCACAGAAAAUAUUGAGUAUGAUAGAAUAAUCGAAAAUGAAUAUUUUGGUCUAAAAAAUGGCAUACUGGAUCAAUCGGCCAUCUUGCUUUCCAACCGUGGCUCUCUAACUUGCAUAAAUUGCAAGACUAGAGCGCACAAGUUAAUACAACCUCCAAGUUCUCACAAUCCUUCAAAAACAGAGGCCUGGAACACAUACAAGAUAUUGCUGGCAUUCUCAGGCCUUAAACAGGCCUUAACAACUAACCCCGGAUACAAUAAACGAGUCUCCGAGUGUCAAGAGGCUGCAAGAAUCCUAUUGAAGGCAUCAGGAAGUGAGAUAGUGGAACCUAUCCUGUCUAAUGUCACGCAGGAAGAUUAUGAAGCUCACAAGAAUAAAUUAGAAAGGAAUGUAGCACGAAGAGCUGAGCAUUACUUCUCAGAAAAUAAGCGAGUUAUCAAAGGACUCGAAGCGUGGGCGUGUGGAAACAUUGAGGAGUUCGGGAAGCUCAUCACAGAAUCCGGAAAAAGUUCUAUUGAAAACUACGAGUGUGGUUGUGAACCGCUGAUACAACUUUACGAGGCCCUUCUAAGGGCUCCUGGUGUAUAUGGAGCAAGGUUUAGUGGUGCAGGGUUCAGAGGGUGUUGUCUGGCCUUGGUAAAACCAGAACUAGCAGAAGAAGCCGCGGCCUUUGUCAGGAACGAGUACCAUAACCUCCAACCCGACUUGGCUAUCCAUCUCAAACAUGGAAGUUCGGUCUUGAUAUGUGACGCUGGUGAUUCGGCUCGAAUUAUCUCAUCUAAAACCGAGCCGGACUGGCCGCUUUCCUGCAAUAGCACUCGGGCCACCUAAUGUAUGCAGUCUGUGAACGACUCGAUGUGUGCGGUUUUGAGCUGUCAUCCAUUCUUUUUACAUAAAAAAGCGUACUGAUUCUGUCCAAAAAAGAAUGCCACAUUUCACUAUUCUAAACUUAUGGGAACUUUGGUUUAUUUGUGUGUUUUUAUUGAUUAUUUGAUAAAAUAAAAUAUUUUUUACUAUUUUUAAAUAUGUAAGUUUAUUUUUUAUUUUUAUACCAUUUUUUAAAUACAAUGAAUAGAAAAAACAAAAAAAAAUUGCUUUGUUUUGCAGAAUAUGGCAUUCUUUUUGGACCGGAGGGAGUCUGUUUGAAGUUCAUACCAUUACACUUUUGUUUCUUUUUCCAAUUGUUUGUUGAGGUUCAUUCAUUUGCUUUGAAUUUGUUUGUAAAAAACUUAGGUGUGAUAUAAUAUGAACAAAAUUGUGUUAUAAAU